UGUUUACAACACAAUGUGUCUGGAUGGCGGCCAAACCCGCGCAGGGCAUACUACGGAAGUGGAUGCCGACGGACUGUCCCGUUCAAGUCUAGUGUCCUUGGACAAGUGUUCAGUCAGUGAUGGCGCCCAGCUCGAAAUCAGAAAAGAAUGAUAGCAAACACAAACCACAAAGAAGACAUAAAGACCAUAUCGUAAAGCUUCUUGUUCGAGGGAAGAUCACAGGCCAGUUGUCUCAGCAUCUUUUUAGAAAUCUCCCACCUCGAGUGUGUGUCCCAUUAAAGAACAUUGUCAGCGAGGAGUUCCUGAGAGCAGGGCACAUCUUUCUCGGCUUCACCAAGUGCGGCCGCUACGUUCUGUCCUACACCAGGGACUGGGGAGAGGAUGAUGAUUUCUCUUUCUACACCUACUAUCUCUAUUGGUGGGAGUUCAAUCUGCACAGUCGACUCAAACAGGUCCAAUAUGUGCGACUGUUUGCAGGUGAGGAAAUCUACAAUGACCUUUACCUCACUGUGUGUGGGUGGCCAAAUGACCAAUCUAAAAUUGUCAUCUUUGGCUUCAACUCUCUCCUGAUGGCUGAGAACUACAGAGAUAUCUACAUUACCAUCGUCUCAAUGCCUUCUCCUAAGCCUUGCCCUGACUGCUGCAAACUACCCUCAACCCUAUCCAUACGCAAUGGCAGUGGAAAGUGUCUGGAGCACGGCUAUGUCCUCAACAGCAGGUACCAGGUGGUGUACCCGUUUCCCACUUUCCAGCAUGCUUUCCAGCUGAAAAAGGACCAGGUCAUCCUGUUAAAUACAAGCUACUCUCUGGUGGCUUGUGGCAUCUCUCUCUGCCAAGGGAAGCAGGGUGACUCUUCGCAGAUCCUCUACACAAAGAGAGCACCUUUGUCAUAUCAACCGUCCUCGUCUUCUUCCACUACCUCAUCUGCAGCUUCCUCACUGCCUCAUGGGGUAGAGCCUAGUGAGCCUGGAUAUGUCAACUACUCCCGUCUGCACUAUUGUCACCAACAGCCGUGUUCCGUAGAGCAGAAUACAGGAGCUGCAGCAGGCUAUGAAGAUGAUAAAGUACAGCUGCCUUUCACUGUGACAGAUCUUAAAGGACAGACCCUGCAGCUGGUCUGCGAGCCACACAAUGGACAGAGUGUGUGUGUGGAGCAGUUGACACUGGACUUUGAGUAUCUUAUUAAUGAGGUGAUCAGGAGAGAUGCUGCCUGGGCACCACAGUUCUGCUCUUUCAGUGACUACGAUGUGGUCAUAUUAGAGGUGUGUCCAGAGACCAACAUUGUCAUGAUCAGCAUCGGCCUGCUGCUACUUGCCCUCUCCGCAUCAGAUCAUUGCAGGUAUUGGCUAACGCUUGGCCUCUUGUUUCAAAUUGGAUUUUUAGCUCCUUUUUGUAACGAGUCUUCUUCUCUCAGGCCCAACACCUACCAUUCCAACCUGCAGGUCAGCUGGGACCUUAACACGGGUGUCUGUUGCACAGUGGGAGUUGGUGGCCUGACCGAGGUCAAAGGUCAGACCAGCGGGCGCGUGUGGAGUUCCUACAGGAAGUCCUGCGUGAACACGCUCAUGAAGUGGCUGGUGCCUGAGAGCGGCUCUCGCAACAUCAAUCGAAUGACCAACGAAGGGCUACACAAAGGAUCAUCUCUUCAGGUGUUGGCUGACAGCGACAGAUGCACUUGGAUUGUUUUGUGAUAACGUCACAAAACACAACUGAUACGGAAUGAGAAUUCAAGGAUAUGCUCCAUCCUGAAGUAAAAUGGGCUGAACUGCACUGUGAUGACAUGUACACACAUCCAAACUGAACUGGAAGUGGUAUAUAACUUUGUACAUAUUUUCAUUUGACACAUUUCAUUAUUUGUAUUUGAGUAAUGUUUACUUUGUUGUAAGUACAAAAUGGACUGAACAAAAAUUCUUAUUAAGAUUUCUUUUUUUUUUUUUUUAUACGUAAGAGCGUACGUGGAAUGUUUUGUCUACUAUUGAGUACACGUGGUAACUGCACCUGUCAGUUUGUUGGGUACAAUGUGACCGAUUAUUGCGGCUUGUGAAUGACUUGUUUCCUCAUGGCGGAACCGGAUAGGCCCCCCACUGUGUUGACCUAAAGCUGCAGUAUUUCUCAAAAUAUGACAAAGUGAACCCACGUGACUCUAAUAUCUGUGUGAACUUGUUAGUUGAUGUCACACUGUAUGUUACUGGCAAGGAAGGAAGACUCGUAAGAUAUUUUGCCAAAAUAAAACAUAAACAAUAUUUGCUGUGAAUGUG
This is a messenger RNA of Dunckerocampus dactyliophorus (ringed pipefish), 2258 nucleotides long. It is a transcript of the gene dcaf15, whose product is annotated as DDB1 and CUL4 associated factor 15. Gene Ontology annotation, biological process: protein ubiquitination. NCBI's taxonomy places the organism in Eukaryota, Metazoa, Chordata, Actinopteri, Syngnathiformes, Syngnathidae. Bases 120 to 1691 code for a protein of 523 amino acids. The transcript is spliced from 12 exons. Gene Ontology annotation, cellular component: Cul4-RING E3 ubiquitin ligase complex. The record is from RefSeq and is a predicted model, not a curated record.